Molecule: messenger RNA, 6074 nt
Organism: Pieris napi
Lineage: Eukaryota; Metazoa; Arthropoda; Insecta; Lepidoptera; Pieridae
Gene: stac
Product: protein unc-13 homolog 4B
Exons: 20
Coding region: 267-4754 (1495 amino acids)
Source: RefSeq, a predicted model, not a curated record
AAUCUGCACGUGGGGGCACCACACGUGCAGGGCCUGACGCACAGUCUGCACACAGUUCACGCAGGAUAGCGAGAAAUCCUCCCAGUCUUUGUAAGGAAACUAGUGAUGAUUGUGAACCAGUAUAACAUUUGCGGCGUCUUCAAUUAUAAGAACAUGUUUGCGGAAAGGAGUUUUACCAUAAACAUAAUGAAAGCUGAAUAACGUUGGUCAUCUGACACAAAAAUUUAAACGUUUUUGUACUAAGGGUGACAUUUUAAACCGCAAAAAUGCCUGAGCUAGGAACAGUGAUGCGAGCGAUGGAAUUGCAGCGACUGAUUGAAGACAAAGUAUCGGAGUGGCGAGAGAGGUCAGCUCGGGUCGCGGGUACAAGUGUGGCCGACUCUUAUCAGCAACCACUCAACUUCAAACGACACAAGUACAGACGCAAAAACAGCGCUGAAAUAAACAGAAUUAUCGCAAAAUACUCGAAAGUUAAAAGGACAGACGAACGACACUCUGUCCUGCAGACGUGUCCCGAAGAGCCGCCAGUCCCGCCCGCCAGGCUAAAGAAGGUACGAAGCAAGUUUUCCAAGAGCGAAGACAAUCUUGCUAAUAUUUGUGUCAUGGACGAACGUCCCGUCGCUAUAUCUCAAGAGAAAUCUCAAUUUAAUGUCUCUAAAUAUAACACAAAAAGCUGCGAGGACAUAAAUGCUUUUGUCGAUGUUGGACGUACAAAGAAAAGUAAGCUAUUUGAGGAGAAAAGUAUUUUGAAUACCAAAGCAACCCCCGUUAUGAGGCCAAAACUACAUAGUAUUAGUGAAGAUAUUCUAGAUAUAUCUGAUUUCGGUGAUAGCGGUGUUGAUUUAAGACCCAGAAAAGACUUCGUGACCUCUACUCCCUUAUCAAACAGGAAGACAUGUCCCGUUGGUGAUUCUGUGUCAGUGAUUGAUUUUGAAAAGUGUUCAAACAGUGUCAGUGACUUAAAAAAAGGUAAUUCCGAACCAGAUAUUGCUAAUAGAAAUUCUGUGGACUCGUCUAAGACUUUAGAUGGUAGAAAACGCUGGAGUCUUCUUAAACCGUUGAAGCCUACGUUUCGAAAAGGAACUUUGGAUUGCUUAAUACGAUGGCGUGGAAAGAAAUCACAAAAUCAAUCCAAAAUCCAAGAAGUUGAUGACAGUUUCUUUGAGAAAUUUGGGUCCAUAUUAAAACAAGUGUCACAGAAAGCUGCUUUAGAAGAAUCAACUCCGCUUGCACCUUUAAAAGAGGCUGAAGAGCAGGAUGGUGAACAGAAAGUAAUAGCAGAAGUAGGAGAUAGUAGAAGUAUUACCAGAGAUUCUGAUAGUGGCAAUGAAACACUUCUUGAUACAGAUUCCGAACCAGAGGAUCCUGAGAAGUUCGAUUUUUAUGUUGAAGCUGUUGGAUGGAAUGUCGAUGAACUCUACUUGGAAGUGCUGUAUGAAAUUUUACACAAUGUCGGCGGAUGUGACAUAGGCUGUGAAGUGGGGAGUCAAGUGAUGCUUUCAUAUGUCCAAGAGGCGUUCAAGAUCUCAAAUGAGAAACAUACAGAACUGUUAACCCAAGCUGAGGCCAAAGAGCCCCCAGAACUGAUGCUAAAUGUUGAAGUUAUUGAGGGGAAAGAUUUAGUUCCUAAAGACCCAAAUGGUUUAAGUGAUCCCUUCGUGACAAUAUACCUCACUUCCAAUACAGCACAUAGAUAUAAUACAUCUGUUAAAGCAAGUACAUUAAAUCCUGUUUGGGAAGAACAUUUCUCACUGCCGAUGUCCGGAAAUGUUUACGAAGAUUCACUAGUCUUAGAAGUAUGGGACUUCGAUCCUGCGGAGACUGUGAAAGAGAAAAUGACGAAAAUAUUUGAGGUGAAGGGCGUAAAGGGUCUCAGAAAACUGAUGAAGGAAAUAGCCAUUACUGCGUCUACCGGCAAACAUGAUAAUGAGCUAAUUGGCACAUCCAAUAUACCACUUAAAUCAAUACCAGCUGGAGGUAUGAUAAUGUGGUUGAACCUUAGCAAGAAGAAUAAAGUACGAAGACAGGGAGUUGUGAAAGUACGGUUCAAUUUCUCGUCGGAAAAGAAUUCUCAAGUUGCUGCGCAAGAGCAUCGACAUUUGUUAAGGAUUUUAUUGCUUCACGAAUUGGAAAGUUCGAAGGUGGCGCCAUUUUGGUGGUGCGGCAACUUUAGUGCUCCAGCUGAAGGCAUUUUAACUCAACAUGCGGCACAAAGUGGAUUAACACAAAAUGAUAACCUGCUAGCACAGUGGUUAGUGUUCUGUGCGGUCACCGUGGAUCAUCCACUCAGUUUUGCGCUCUUCAAUAAUUUAUUGGAAAAAAUAACCAAACCUCUACAGUCGGGUCUGGUAAACGAAGAAGACGUCAAACUAUUCUGGGACGGUACGAAGAAACUCCUACCAACCUGUUACGGCCAUGUCAGAAAACUAAGAAAGAAGACAGCAGGCGACAAAACUGUCAUGAAAACGCUUCGUGAAGUCCUACGAAUACUCUACAAAUUGUCAUCAUUGGACAUCCCAGAGACAAUAGAGUUGUUCCCCACAAACCUUUACGGCUGGUUAAAGGAGAAUGCAGAUGGAAGUAAAUUGUCAAUGUAUGACGUUUUGCAUCAAGCGGUGGUUCAAGGGGCAUCCGAUUGGUUCGUCCAUAUUCUUGAUAAUAACGAAUGCAAGGAUAAAACGGAAGAUUCAAGGUUGCAGCAUUUGAUUCGAGUUAUUCAGUUAGUCCGGUCCGACUUGCAACGUGCAAUUGAGUAUUUCGACAGAGUUUUUGUUGAAGUAAUGAGCUUUCCAUAUUCCAAAGCACUUUACGGCGUAUACGAAGAUAAAAUCGCGUCUCUGGUAGAGCCCGAAGUGUUGCAAGUGUGUAAGAGUUUAAAGCGGUUGAGGUACAGCGAGGGGUCGAAUAACAGCGUGUAUUUGGCUGGAGGCUUAAAUGGAGAUACUGGGCUGGGCAAUCCUGACGUUGGAUCAGAACCUUUGGCUAUGGGGACUACCUUAUUCGAAUUAUAUUUGGCUUUACAGAGGUUUUUGACACUUGGCCAAGGCCUGAACGAAACAGAAUGGCAAUCCUAUUCAAUAUCUAAAUUCCAUUCGUGGUUCUUCGGCGGCGUGGCUCAGUGGUUAGACAUCGCUGCUUUUAAAGCACUCACGCGCAUCGAAAAAGCUGUUGAAUUAGACAAUUUGGUUCCUGUCGAUGGAAAUGUGAAAUAUAGUAGUUCUGGAGUAGAUACGUUGGCUAUUUUCUACCAGAUCAAAAUAUUCUGGCAACAGCUGGCCUGGCCUGAUGUGGAAGGAUGUUAUACGUUUGUGGCCAAAAUUGUUGAUGACAUCUGUCGAUGUUGCGUAUUUUAUUCUGACAAAAUGGCAACCCGCGUUGAAAGCGUUGGAACGAUUAGCACAGUAUAUGAAGAGCGAUUUGAAGUUACCACAGAGUGGUGUGUUGCCAUAAAUAAUAUAGACUAUGUGAGACAAAGUCUUACGCCAUUUGUUGAGGAAUUGGGAAUGGAUGAGAUCAUACAGAAAAUGUGUGAAUCUCGAUCGCCGUUGGAAGCGCAGAGGUGUAGAGACACCCUGCAUAAUGUUAUAGCGAAUGCAAUAGAUACUGUUAAAAAUAAAAUUGUCGAACUCCUUGAAGUCAUGAUUAAGAAGAUGAUGCCAUCAAUUACCCGUUUCCUAAUGGAAGGUGCUGAACUCCUUCACCAAGACUGCUCAAGCAUGGACCGUGUCAUGCGAUACCUCGAAGCCAACCUCGAUACGUUAUACCAGCACUUAAAUAAUGAGAACUUCUCACGAACCCUCGAUAUUGUAUGGGAACAACUAGGAGAGGUCUUAUACGAAUUGAUACAGGCUAAUUUGGAGAAGCCAACAGUCGCUACCCGUAUUCGCUUUAGAUUCCGUUAUCACAAAAACAAAGUUGCGCCAACGAUCCUAAAAUUACGGCACCGCGGGGCAAAGAUAACACGGUAUAUCAACCCGAGACGGCUGACUAAAUCGGCAGCUGCCAACUUAGACUCGAAACGUCGACCACCCGCGUUCUUUUCAAAUCUCCACGAAUGUCUCAAAAUAAUGGUCCGAUCGUUCCGGCAAGAUAACAAGGAGAUCUAUACAUCUGAUACCUUGAAGCGAGUGGAGUAUUUACUCAAGUUACACGGUAUGGAGACCCGGGAACUGAUCCACCAGUACCAUUUAGAAAGAUGGCAGGAGCAACAGACCGUUAGUGAGCCAAAGAUGGGAAUGUUGACCGUGCGAGCGCAAUUCAUUGAUAACAAUCUCAAGAUCGAGAUCAUGAAUGCUAGGAAUUUGAUGCCCACGGAUUCUAACGGAUUAUGUGAUUCGUAUGUUCGAGUCGCGUUAUUACCAGAGGACACAUUUGUAAAUGUUGAAAAACCAAAGACGCAAACACAUAAUAAGAAUCUCUUCCCGUUGUAUGACGAAAUGUUCGUUAUCUCCCUUUCGCCAGAGCAGCGUAACACACAGGACGGUCUGUUACACUUCGUAAUAAAGGAUAAAGACAUGUUCAGUGUUAGCAAUACGUUCGUUGGCGAGGCGUACGCACACUUCAGUGAAGUGCCCGAUACGCCUGCCCCCAUAUCCAGCCUCCCGCAACAACAUUUGCCGCUGUCGAGACCCAGUAAUAUUGACGGCGACGCCAUCAAGGCCCUGGAGUCCAGACAAGGAGACAAACAAGCACGCGAGUUCAUAAAGAAACAAAGACAGAAAAUGCCAAGUAAACAGUUUUUCUCAUUAGGUUGAGUUCACAACGCACAAUUUGUAAGAAAUUUUUGUACAUAUCGUAUGUAGUACAUACAAGAACGUAUAUAGGCGUACGUAUACGUGUUGCCUAAGUACAUACCAUACCGAUAUUUAUACGUACCGACGUACGGUGUACGAUUGAUCUGAAGUUUAGCUAUGCCCCGACAGUAAAAUACUUGCCUACGUUUAAUAUGUCUAAUGAAAUGAUUUUAUAUGUUGAAAACAAGAUUUCGAAUAGUUUUGUAUAUUACAACCAAUGAAGCUUCCUUAAUACAUUUGUAGAAACUUAAUUAAUUGCUUGUAAAAUUGAAUUUAGAACUUUUAUACAAAUAUAAUUAAAGAUAAAACGAUGAAUUCCUUGCAUAACGAAGGUGCUUGUAAGAGAUUAACUAGGCGUAAUUAGUUUUAAUUUUCUCGCAAUAAAAUCAUAAUCAUUAAUUUAUAGGAUCAUUAAUAUCGUGUAGAAACACGUAGACUGACAGAUCAUAUUUUAUUAUUGAGAUAACUCGUUUAUAAAGUUGAUUUCGUAAUUUUGGCCCAGAAUAGUUUGAGUCAUGAAACCUAUACAAAUAAAAUCAUAUGAGAAAUAUGUUCUUUGACUCGGAAAUUUAAUUUUUUCUUUCAAAAAUAAUAUGGUUGUUGAAUCCUAAAUUAUUCGAAUAUUUUUAAGUACAAUUCAAUAUACUUUUUAUAUAAUACGUCAUAUUGAUUAUGUAUUAAGGAAAAAUCUUAUGAAUCUCAUAUGGUGUGUUCUAUUAAAUACCGAAUCAGGCCGGAUUUUGAAAUUGUUAAUUUUCCUUUUAUAUGCAUUUUCUACGUCUCAUUGUAAUAAUUGUUAGUAUAUAUUUGAAAAAAUAAUAAUACGUUACAUUAAGGCUUUGGGUAACAACAUAAAAUAUUUAAUAUCAAUAUGAAGUAGUAUGUAUUAAAAACAUUAUUUAAGAUUCAAUACAAUAACUCCAUCUGAAAACACUGUAAUACCGCUAAACAGCUUAAAGUGAGAUCACUAAUGAUAAUUGCUUAUAACUGUUUUAUUAGCACUAAAAUCUAGUACUGGUUCAGCAAAUUAUCGUUUUAUAGAAAUUUCUUGCAUAUCCCCAAAGCCUUAUUGCGUGAGGAAAUGUAAUACAUAUAUCUAUAGUUGAUGUUCUGUGAUAAAUGCGCGUGCCUUAUAUUUAUUUGUAAUUAAAAAGUAAUGAGGACGUUCGAUUUUUAAUUUUUGUUUAGAGUUUUGAAAUUUUAUUAUUCUAUUUCGAAUCUUAUGAAUAAUAUAUUUGCCGCAUUAUUUAUUCGUCUCAAUAAAGCUGUUUUAAAUGCAAA